Molecule: messenger RNA, 1764 nt
Organism: Gossypium raimondii (Peruvian cotton)
Lineage: Eukaryota; Viridiplantae; Streptophyta; Magnoliopsida; Malvales; Malvaceae
Product: pentatricopeptide repeat-containing protein At1g07590, mitochondrial
Exons: 2
Coding region: 78-1634 (518 amino acids)
Cellular component (GO): mitochondrion
Molecular function (GO): protein binding
Source: RefSeq, a predicted model, not a curated record
AUGAUAUUUAGGGCCCAAUACUUAGCAAAGCUACAAAAUAAAAUUCUAGCCUUCAGCUAGAAACACAGAGCUGAAGCAUGCGAACACUAGUUUUGCUACGGCACCGUAGGUUCUUGCAAGCAAUACAUCAAACACUUGGUAGUGCCUCUUCUCUCAAGUUUCUUUCUUCUACAACAGCUGAUAACCUUGAAAGACAAAGUUCAGAGUCAGAACAACAAGAACCCAAAUGCUUAUCUUUGAGAAUUGAGAGACUCCCUAAAGGGGAAACUGUUGGGUUAGCAUUUAAAAGCUGGAUGGCUGAUGGAUUUCCCGUUCAUAGAGGCGAUAUUUUUCACGCCAUUAAUCGGUUGAGGAAACUUAAAUUGAAUAAACGAGCUCUUGAGGUGAUGGAAUGGAUAAUUAGGGAGAGACCGUAUCGGCCUAAAGAAUUAGACUACUCUUACCUAUUGGAAUUUACAACGAAACUCCACGGCAUAUCACGAGGCGAAAAACUAUUUAGUUGCGUCCCUCAGGAGUUUCAAAAUGAACUGCUCUACAACAAUCUUGUGAUAGCCUGCUUGGAUAAAGGCCUUAUAAGGCUUUCACUUGAGUACAUGAAGAAAAUGAGGGAAUUGAGACACCCUAUCUCAUACUUGGUUUUCAACCGUCUGAUAAUCCUCCAUUCAUCUCCGGGACGUAGGAAGACCAUCCCGAAAAUUCUAAAUCAAAUGAAGGCGGAUAAGGUGGUUCGACAUGUCUCCACCUACAAUAUUCUUAUGAAAAUAGAGGCUAAUGAGCACAACAUUGAAGGGUUAGUAAAGGUUUUCAAUGAUAUGAAGAAAGUAGAAGUUGAUCCGAAUGAGGUUUCUUACUGCAUUCUAGCUAUCGCACAUGCUGUGGCAAGGCUAUACACAGCAGCUGAAGCAUAUGUUGAGGCCGUUGAGGAGACUAUGACUGGGAAUAACUGGUCGACACUAGAUGUCCUAAUUAUAUUGUAUGGGUAUUUGGGGAAGGAGAAGGAACUGGGGAAAACUUGGGGCACCGUUCUAGAGUUCCCCCAUGUUCGGUCUAAAAGUUAUAUUCUGGCAAUUGAAGCAUAUGGUAGGAUAGGACAGGUAAGUCAAGCAGAAGAGCUUUGGUUACAAAUGAAGUCAGUAAAAGGGUUGAUAUCAACUGAGCAGUUCAAUUCAAUAAUAUCCGUAUACUGCAAACAUGGACUUCUCAGCAAAGCAACUGAGGUUUUCAGAGAAAUGAGGAUGAAUGGAUGCAAACCAAAUUCUAUUACCUUCCGACAACUUGCCCUGGGGUGCUUAAAAUCAGGAUCGGUGGAGGAAUGCUUGAAGAGUCUAGAUAUAGGUAUGAAUAUGACAACAAGCAACAAAGUUAGGUGUUCAACACCAUGGUUGGAGACCACCUAUUCGAUGAUAGAAAUUUUUGCUGAAAUAGGUGAUGUUAAGAAUGCUGAGAAGUUUUUUGUAGAGCUUAAAAGGGCCAACUAUUCUCGGUAUACCUUUGUGUACAAUACUUUGAUCAAGGCUUACGUGAAGGCCAAAAUCUACGAUUCUAAUCUUUUGAAAAGGAUGAUUCUUGGAGGGGCUAGGCCAGAUGCUGAAACCUAUAGCUUACUGAAACUUAGUGAACAGUUUCAAAGAUAAAAAUAAAGCAUGUAUCCUUGUGAUUUGUUAAUUGUAUCUAUUCUUUUCAGUUGAUCCUUCUCUAGAGAAAGAAUGUUUUGUAUAUUUAGUCCAAUUAUAAUGUCAUUUUGGAAAGUAAAUUCUGGACAAA